AUGCCUCUCGUUCCAAGCUCGGCACCGCUGCCCAGCAGCAUGACCACUAUUGCUUACUUGCGCGAGCAAGAAAUCCUCAACAUCGUUUAUAUCGGCCUGCUCGUCAUUGAAGUUCUUAUGGUUUUGGGGGUUAUCACUAUGGCUCUUGUUAAGCGAGUUAAAGUCAACCACCAACUCAAAACGAUACGAUCAGCAACCACUUCCGCAAAAUACGCUCCCUACCACUUUGCGCAUGCCGACACGGAAAAGACGAUCUGCAGUGUUGCACUCAUGGCUCACGAAAUAACCGUCAUCAUUGACUCGCCUGACAUUUUUGGCGACCGACCUAAGAGUCGGUGCCCACACUGCAAGUUCUACCCCAAACAUGUCGAGAAAAAGGUAUGCGAAGUCUGUGAGUGCCUGAUGGGAAAAGACGAAAUCGAAGCCUUUCUCGGAGGCUUAGAACGGAACUGGCGUGUAUACCAUCUAAGUCGACAAGGAUUUCUACCCAGCCGCGCCGCCCUCGAGGAUGCUAUGCGCGCUCGAUUGAUUCAGGAACAACGCUGCGUACGCCUUUGUUGCGCCCGACCGAAGACACCCCUUCAUGUGCAUUGCGAAGACUGUCGCGAGAUGUUGCUCUGCAAAGGCGUUCCCAUCGCGGUUGUGAACAGAAAGAUUUAUGAGCUUACAUAUUAUGAUCCUUUUCCAGACUACGAUGACGACUCCUUCGUAGUAAGAGUUGCUAGAGGCGAGGCAAUCAUCUACGAAGCGGAUUGGAACUGGGAUUGCUCGCAGGCAAAGUUUGUGCAUCCCAGCCGUAAGAGCUUCAGAGGAAAUCUCAGCCCCGAGAAGAUAGUCUGA
Fusarium subglutinans is the source of this 840-nucleotide messenger RNA. RefSeq lists its product as uncharacterized. Lineage: Eukaryota; Fungi; Ascomycota; Sordariomycetes; Hypocreales; Nectriaceae. The coding region runs from base 1 to 840 and encodes 279 amino acids. The transcript has 2 exons. The record is from RefSeq and is a predicted model, not a curated record.